AUGCCGCCGCGCAAAGGGAGCAGUAACACCCCGGCUGGUGGAUACAACCGUUUUGCUUCACUUUCAGAUAUAAGUAGUGCUGCAAAGGCAGAAUCUAGCGCAGACACCGCGCAGUCGAGUGCAGUGCCUAGCGAACCAUCUACGCCCCGCACUCGGUCGGCGGCAAAGCGUGCCGCAAGCGCCACAAAGCCAUCGCAAGCAACGAGAGUUAGUGUGCAAAAGACAGAGGAGGACGUACAGAAAGCAAAAGCUGCCCCAAAACCAGCAGCACAGAAAAAUGACGUGGACGCAUCGCAGAGCUAUUGGAAAAAGGUGCGAGAUCGUACCUUGUUCACCUUCCUCAUGAUUGGCGGCUUUAUGACCAUUUUAUUGAUGGGCCCUGCAUACUUGAUUUUGCUUGUUCUUCUGUUGGACACGAUGGUGUAUCGCGAGAUCACCGGGCUUUUCAAGAUUCCGGGUCGUGCGAGCCUGACGGACCGCCCAAACGCGGAGGAAUUGCGCAAGGAGCUGGACCCCGACGAAUGCGAGGAGCACAGGCGCCAAGAGCUGUGGAGCAAGACGCUCAGCUGGUACUUUUUUGCAGUGUGCAACUUCUUCUUGUACGGCGAGUCGCUCGUAUACUACUUUAAGCACAUUGUCUAUGUUGAUUCGUUCUUUUUGUACUUUGCGCGCCACCACCGCCUUGUUUCCUUCAUGCUCUACAUUUUUGGAUUCAUGGCGUUUGUCGCGCGCCUCAAGCGUGGAAAUCUCAAGUACCAAUUUGGGCUCUUUUGCUGGGUGCACAUGUCGCUCUUGCUCAUUGCCAUUUCCUCCCAUUUUAUUGUAAACAACAUCCUCGAAGGGAUUAUCUGGUUUUGGGUUCCUGUCAGCUUGGUGAUCUGCAAUGAUAUCUUCGCAUACAUUUGCGGGAUGAUGUUUGGCCGCACGCCGCUGAUCAAGCUAAGCCCUAAGAAAACGGUGGAAGGAUUUAUCGGCGCGCUCUUGAUCACCAUGUGUUUCGCGUGGUUCUAUGCGGGCUUUUUCCAGCAGUUUAACUACAUGAUUUGCCCGUCUGUCAACCUCGGCAUGAAUGCCUUCUCUGGCGUGCAGUGCAACGUCAACCCAGUUUUCCAUAUGCACACCUCCGCACUGCCCGACACGUUGGCAACUAUUCUUUCCACGAUUGCUCGCCGUCCCGUGACGCAAUUCCAUUGGACCUACUUCCAGUUCCACGCACUGGUUAUGGCCGCAUUCGCUAGUCUUGUCGCGCCGUUCGGUGGCUUCUUUGCGAGCGGAUUCAAGCGCGCAUUUGAGAUCAAAGACUUUGGCGACAGCAUCCCCGGCCAUGGAGGUCUGACCGACCGGUUCGACUGCCAAUUUAUCAUGGGUUUGUUUAGUUUCGUCUACUACUCGGCCAUGAUUCGCGACAAUACCGUUACUGUCGGUAUGGUUAUGCAGACCAUCAUCACACAGCUUUCCGUCGAUCAGCAGGUGGCGCUUCAUGAGCAUCUACAGCACCACCUUCGGAGCGCCGUCCAAGCUUGA
Messenger RNA from Malassezia vespertilionis, 1524 nucleotides. RefSeq names its product phosphatidate cytidylyltransferase (gene CDS1). The transcript has a single exon. Gene Ontology annotation, molecular function: phosphatidate cytidylyltransferase activity. Bases 1 to 1524 code for a protein of 507 amino acids. The record is from RefSeq and is a predicted model, not a curated record. Lineage: Eukaryota; Fungi; Basidiomycota; Malasseziomycetes; Malasseziales; Malasseziaceae. Gene Ontology annotation, cellular component: endoplasmic reticulum membrane.